This is a messenger RNA of Gloeophyllum trabeum ATCC 11539, 1158 nucleotides long. RefSeq lists its product as uncharacterized. Gene Ontology annotation, biological process: L-serine catabolic process; L-threonine catabolic process. The record is from RefSeq and is a predicted model, not a curated record. The transcript is spliced from 5 exons. Lineage: Eukaryota; Fungi; Basidiomycota; Agaricomycetes; Gloeophyllales; Gloeophyllaceae. Bases 1 to 1158 code for a protein of 385 amino acids. Gene Ontology annotation, molecular function: L-serine ammonia-lyase activity; threonine deaminase activity.
AUGACGAGCGUGAGCGAGCCCUCGCAGCCCCUGUGGAUCGAGACACCCCUCCUAUACUCCAGCCACAUCUCCUCCAUCAUAGGAUGCUCCGCGUACCUAAAGCUCGAAAACCUCCAACCGUCGCACUCCUUCAAAUACCGCGGCGUCACGCUCUUCAUCCAGCACUGCAAGCACACGCACGGGCCGUCCGUGCACUGCAUCAUCGCGUCGGGCGGCAACGCCGGGCUCGCCGCCGCGUGCGCCGCGCGCCGGCUCGCGGUGCGAUGCACCGUCUACCUCCCGGCGACCGCGAGCCCGCGCGUCGUCGCGUACCUGGAGAAGGAAGAGGCGCACGUCGUGAUAGCAGGUGCGAUCUACGCUGAGGCGCUGGCCGAGGCGCGGAAGGCCGCCGAGGAGGACGAGAAGGCCGUGAUGGUGCCCGCGUACGACGACCCGCUCCUCUGGGAAGGCCACUCGUCCAUGGUCGCCGAGAUCGCAGGCCAGCUGCCUGGAGGGAAGCCAGACGCCAUCAUCUGCAGCGUCGGCGGCGGCGGCCUCCUCGCCGGCAUCAUCGUGGGGUGCAAGAAGGCAGGAUGGGACGACGUGCCCCUCGUGACACUGGAAACCCACGGCACCAGCUGCUUCCGGCAGAGCAUGGAUAUCAACGCGCGGAAGAGCGGCAGCUUCGGGACCGGGCAAGCGGUGCCGUCGACAGCGCAUCCCGGCAUCACGCUGGCGAACGUGCAGUCCACGCUGCAUCUGUCGAAGGCGUCGUGCCUGGGCGCGUCGACGCCGUCCGCGGGAGCGGUCAAGCUCGCUUUGGAGAGGCAGGGGCCGGUGAGGAGCUUGAGCGUUCCGGACGGGAUGAGCAUGGACGCGUGUUGCAGGUUCGCAGAGGACCACAAGCUCCUCGUGGAGCUCGCCUGCUCGACCGCGCUCACGCCCGCGUACUCCCCCUCCCUCUUCUCCAAGAUCUUCGACUCGCCCACCGCCCCCCGCCCGAAAACCGUGGUCUUCAUAGUCUGCGGGGGGUUCAACAUAUCCUUGGACGAGAUCGCGGAGUACAAGCGGACGGCGAAGGAGAAGGAGGAGAAGGCGUGGUAUGGCUAUGGCACGCGGAAGGAGGGGUGCUGGGAUGUGGUGUGCGACGGGCAGCUGUGGGAUGUUCCUAGGGAGUAG